AGCCUGAAAGUUAUAUACAGAAAUUUCAUGGACAUGUUGUUGAAAGAGAAAGAAGAAGAUCGACAAGACCUUUCAACUCAACAUAAAAAUCAUGAAUGCUCUAUUUCAUUCAAUUUUGUGCAUGGGAAAGUCUAUUUUCUUCGUAGGGAUAGAGAAGUGUGAACAGGGAAAAAAGAUUCUCCCAUUCAAAUAUAGCAUUUAUUUUUCUCCCCUUGCAUGGCGUUGAAACUGGUCCUAAACUGAUAACGAAGCCAUUCCAAUUAUUGGUCUCAAACUCAAAGGCUUUUAUUUAAUCAAAAUUUUUUUUCUUCCCCUUUCAUAUUGUUUUUUAGCAAGUACUUUUUUGGAGUCUUUUGCUUUACCGUGUUGAGAAGGGGGUCGUGCUUAGAAAUGUCCAUUUUACCGUCAAAAUUAUCAUUCCGAAUCUGGAUUUGAGUCUUGGUCUGCCUUGUUCUACAUGUUGUCCAACAAUGUAUAAUCAUAACUUUCAGCUUCAUCAACUUACAAAAGACAUUUACGAACCAAAAAAAAAAAAAAAAAAAGAGUUAGAUAAGGUUAGAGUGGUUGUAAAGUGCUGAAUAAUUGUGGAUCGCAAUUACUAUGGUUAUAUAAUUGGAUUAUGGAAGAAAUUUAUUGUUAUCAUUAAAGACGUUGGCAAAGCUAAUUUCAAAAAUUGAAGAUAAGUUAAUGCUGACCUUACAAUUUUUUUUCCCCUCUAUUUUAUUGAAUUGUGAAUACUAAUUAUAAUCUCUCUCUCUCUCUCUCUCUCUCUCUCUCUCUCUCUCACACACACACACACACACACACACACACACACACACACACACACACACACACACACAUGUUUAUAUGUUAACCAAGCCUUGACAGCAUGAGAGCUUUAUAAUCCAGCCUUUUAUUAUUUGGGCACCUGCAUUUUUAGAGACAGGCCAACUAAAUCUAAAGCCACAAUUUAAACAAAAAAAAAAAAACUUUUUGCACUACAAAAUAAACUUUAUACAGACCCCUUAUUCAAAGGGUAAUUUACAGAGAGCAUUUAAAAGUUUCACAGCUUAUAAAGGCACUAGCCCAAAACAAGAGAGUGAGCCCUUUUGAUCAUUAAGAGGAGGGGAAUUUGGCCCAAUACCCCCAUAGGACCGAGCUUCAUGAAUUUUGCCCCCUCAAUUCAUUUCUUUUUUGAUCUACCCCUCCAAUCUUUUAAAAUCCCAAAAUACCCUUAUAUGUUUUUUUUUUUUAUAUGUUUUUUUCUUUCCUUUCUUCGACUUUUCCCCUCCAUCUCUUUAUCCAUAACCAGACCUUAGGAGCCCUCUGUUUCCUUUCAUGAAUCGGCCGGAUUGUAAGCAUGGAGACUGUGCGUUUUGAAGGAGAUGGUGAAGAGGCGACUCAGAGAGAAAACUGCAGGAUUUUAGAGAGCCCUAGGAGCAGAAGCAGAAGCAACAGGCAUUUCUUGCUGAGAGAUAUGUAUGAUGAUAUGAUGCUGGAUGGAGUACAGCCAAGUAGGGAUACAUUCCAUUCUGUCAUCAGUUAGUGGAAAGGUGGAUAAGCAAAAUGCUCAUUUCUUUGGUGUUACGAUCAAUGAGCAACAAGCCGAGUGUGGUAUUGUAGAAAGAGUUACUUCAAAUGCACAAAGCAAAUAUAAGUUACUUUAUUUCGAGCAAGAUGUGAAUGGCGGUUAUGGUUUGGCCCUACAGUGUUGGGCAUCCAAGAGCAUGCUGUAAAGCAACCUACAAAGACCCGCACAUCUAGAUCAAAGAGACGAAGCAAGAGAAAGCAUGACACAAGAACGGUGGACACACAGGUUGCUUCAAAGCAUUCUGAACAAAUUUGAAAAUCUUAGCACGAAGACGGCUAGAGAUGCAUGCUGCUGUGUGAAUUUUAGGCAUCAUUCUUCAGCAUCAUAAAAAAAUUUGAAUUGCAAAGGCUUAUUAGCACAGAGGCAGAUGGCCUAACCUGGUAUAUGUGAAAAGAAUCCUUCAUGCUGGGCCAGUUGAUAACAGGCAUUGGAGUUUGAAUUUUCACUUAAUUUUUCACAAAUUUUUUCUUUCUUUUAUAUAUUUUUGUUUGGGAUAUCAGGAUUCUGGUUCAGCAUGAGGUAUGCCAGCAAAGUCUUGCCGUGUCUGCUACCUUGUAGGACUUUGUAUCCAAUAUGUUUCGAAUCUUAUACAUAAUCUUGGAACAUAGGAAUUAUAGAGUUGUGUUCAGCUGGAUUUUUGUAGAAAAAAAGAUACCAAAAUGUAAUAAACAAAAAAGAAAAAAAAAAAAAA
Ziziphus jujuba (common jujube) is the source of this 2264-nucleotide messenger RNA. Its product is annotated as chaperone protein dnaJ 15-like. Bases 1482 to 1718 code for a protein of 78 amino acids. The transcript is spliced from 5 exons. Lineage: Eukaryota; Viridiplantae; Streptophyta; Magnoliopsida; Rosales; Rhamnaceae. The record is from RefSeq and is a predicted model, not a curated record.